GUUAUUUCAAACUAGUUUCAUUAGAUACAGAAAUUAAAUAAGAGGAAGGAAGGAAAAGCAAAGCAUCUUCUGCGGAAAGAAAAAUGGAGAAGGCGUUGAGAGCUUACGCGGAGGUUCUUCGGCUGGUUCGGCGAUUACCAAAGGAGUCGAGAGGUUACUACGCCAAGUACGCACGCGAGAACUUCGUGAAUUACCGCGACGUCGAUCCCUCUGAUUCCACCACUCUCCAUGACCUCUUCCAACGCACUUACAACCACUCCAUUUGGCUCCUUCACAAGUAUUCCGUUGAUGAUUCUGCCGCCGAUAAGCUCAAGCGGAUUUGUUGCGGGAGGUGGCAGCAUCUCCGUGACUUGGUUUGUGCCGAGAAUUUCGCACGCCAUGGAAUUGGGGAGGAUGUGUCCUUCUUUUGGUGUUAUUUUGGAGAAAUUGUAUAUUUGGGUGUGGUCUUGAAGCCUUGUUCUGCUGCAGCUUGAACCAUUCAUAAGCUGUUUGAAUUUUCGGAGCUGUCACUGGAUGAUUGGAUGGGGUGGAAAUUAAGGAGUUGGAAGUGGUGAAAUUGGAAGGUGAGCUUGUUAUGCAAACAGCUCCUCGUACUAUAAAUACCGAAGAGCCUUUGAUAGGUUGUUAAUCUUGACAGACUGAAACCUCGAACCAUUGACCGGGUUAGGGUUUUGGCUGGGCAUUUCGGUUGUCUGUUUCUUGAUUCUCUGAUCUGGUCAUCUAUUUCGCUCCUCCUGUGCUCUCUAUGCUGCACCUCGCCAGGGUGCUUGCCUCAGACAGACACCAUUGAGCCUCUACACCGUGUCACCGCCAUCUCUUUUAAGAGGGUUGUGCACUCCUGCUUCCUCCGGCUCGCCACACUUGCCUUCUGCAGGUAAGUGAGUUGAAAUUCUAUUUCCCAAUUAUUGUACAUUCCGCAUUUGCUGAUUAUUGGGUCGGAGUCUGAGUUGAUAAUUGUAUUGAUUAUUGUGUUUCGUCCCCCUUCUAAUUGUUGUUGUACAUUAUUUUUCUCUUCAAUUUGUUGUUGGUUCUGUUGCUGUUGGAGUAUCGUGCAUUCUGUUCCUAAUUUUUUCCAGCUAGGGACAUAGUUUGUAGUCUAUUUCUCUUCUAUUUUGUAAAUUUUUCUUUUUGUGACAGUUUGUAGUCUGCGUUUCUCUAUAUUUUUUUUUUCAAAUAAAUAAAUUUAAGAGUCACUUUUGCAAUCCGUCUUAUGAUUCUUCGAAUUAUUCUACACAUUAUGAAUUUGCAUCUUCCUUCUUAGUUCACUACCUUCGUUGUGGAGAUUUUAUUGUUAUCUAGAACUCCACAUGAUCCCAUAAUCCCAAUUGAUGCUUGGAUGAGAGUUAAUGUUAGUGAGUUACAAAAAAAUCUAGGAUAAUUAUGUUUUGAGAACGGCUCUAUUUUCAACAAUGACAAAAUCUAGGAUUACAAAGUUUGUGCAAACUCUUAUCUAAACAUUAUUUUCACUGUAUCAUGAAAUGUGUCAUUUCACUUUUGAGAGUCCUAGGUGUUAUUGUUCACUGGGUAUUUUGACAAUUUUAAAUGAUUUCAUCCCCUAAAUCAUAUUAUGAAUUUUACUUUGGAAUUGAUUGUAACUUUCUCACUGGUUCAUGAAAUCCAACAAAAACAUAAGUUCUUGCAAGUUAUUUCCAUGGUAAAAGUUUCUUGAUGCUGCUACUAUUGCAAUAGUUGGUGCCAACAUGAUGCUUAGUGAACACUAAAAUUGAUAUCAAUUCGAUCUUUGGACUUUGUUCUGCUGAUCAUGAAGCAUAGCACUGGCAUUUUUGCUAGUGUUUUAUUCUGC
Messenger RNA from Arachis ipaensis, 1804 nucleotides. Its product is annotated as complex 1 protein, LYR family protein. The record is from RefSeq and is a predicted model, not a curated record. Lineage: Eukaryota; Viridiplantae; Streptophyta; Magnoliopsida; Fabales; Fabaceae.